Molecule: messenger RNA, 870 nt
Organism: Cylindrotheca closterium
Lineage: Eukaryota; Bacillariophyta; Bacillariophyceae; Bacillariales; Bacillariaceae
Source: the annotation of a GenBank genome assembly
AUGGCUGGGCGAUCCAGCCAACGAAAAAAGAAACGAGGUCGCAAGUCGCCAGCACUUUCUCAACCAGUUGCUAAAUCUGGUUGGAAACCCGCAAAGGGUAGACACAGGUCGAUCAAGGAAUCAGUUGCCGCAAACGAGAUCGAAUCGGUAUCUAUUUUGCCACCAGCAUCAGAAGGCGCUCCUACCAUGGCAAAUGUUACUCUAAUCAAUGGCACACAACUGAUUUUAGAUCCAAGGGAAUUUCAUCAACGGACGGAUCAAUCCAUGUGGCUGGCAAUGAGGAAAACGCUUGAUGUGACAGCAUCUGAAUUCAGCCCAGUUCUGAAUAACUCAUUCUUCACCUCACGCGAAAAGCUCCUGGAUAUCAAGCAGGGCAAUGUCAAACCUUUUUCAGGGAACUCUGCAGCUUGUAAGUGGGGAUUGAAGAUGGAGCCUCUUGCCUUUCAACAAUAUGUACGAGUCACCGGCAAUACAGUCAAUGAAACAGGACUUCACAUCAUGCAAGAACCAGAAUCGUCUCGCUUCUUUGGCGCAUCUCCCGAUGGUCUGGUGGUCGAUGCGAACGAUCAAUCGGAGGGAUUACUAGAAAUCAAAUGUCUGUGGGGAAGGCGCAACCAGAAAGAGCUUUCAAUCUUUGAACAUUGUCCAAAUCGCUUCUUUGAUCAAAUCCAAGGCCAACUAGCUAUCUGUGACAGAGAGUGGUGUGAUUUGAUGAUCUAUAUUCCUCCCAAAGGCAAGAGUAGAAAUCAUUGCAUUCUGAGGAUACCGCGGGAUAGAGAGUAUUGGUCCGAAACUAUGUUGCCAGCUUUGAAGGAAUUCUGCGAUGAUGUCGAAAAGAUGCCAAUCGAAGAAACUGCAACCGAUUCUUAG